CUAGCGGACUCCAUGACGAUGGAAAAUCGAAACCGCACCAGCAGCGUGGCCGAGUUCAUCCUCCUGGGACUGUCCACAAGGCCCGAGGACCAGAAGCCACUCUUUGUCCUCUUCCUCAUCAUGUACCUAGUCACCAUCGCAGGGAAUCUGCUCCUCAUACUGGCCAUCCACACUGACCCUCAGCUUCAGACCCCCAUGUAUUUCUUCUUGAGUUUCCUGUCCUUCACGGACAUUUGCUUCACCACGGCCAUCGUUCCAAAGAUGCUGGCGAACUUCUUGUCUGAGAAGAAGACCAUCUCCUAUGCGGGGUGUCUGACACAGAUGUAUUUUCUCUAUGCUUUGGGCAACACGGACAGCUGCAUCUUGGCAGCCAUGGCCUACGACCGUUACGUGGCCAUCUGUGACCCUUUCCACUACGUCACCACCAUGAGCCACGGCCGCUGUGUCUCGCUGCUCAUCUGUUCUUGUUCCCUCUCGCACCUCCAUUCCCUCCUGUACAUUCUCCUGUUGAAGCGGCUCACCUUCUGUGACUCCAACCUUAUCCACCACUUUCUCUGUGACAUCAAUCCUUUGCUGAAACUGUCCUGCACCUCCACGUUUUUCAAUGAACUGGUGAUAAAGACCGAAGGACUGGUUGUUUUGGGGACCCCCUUCUUAUGCAUUUCUUUCUCUUAUAUCCGAAUCUUCAUCGCGGUGAUCAAGAUUUCCUCAGCUGCAGGGAAACACAAAGCAUUUUCCACCUGUGGCUCUCACAUCACAGUGGUAGCCCUCUUUUAUGGAAGCAUCUUCUAUGUCUAUUUACAGCCCCUGUCCACCUACACUGUCAAGGACCGAGUGGCCACCAUCGUCUAUACAGUGUUGUCCUCCAUGUUAAACCCUUUCAUCUACAGCCUGAGAAACAAAGACCUGAAACAGGGCCUGAGGAAGCUGAUGGGCAGAAGGAAAUUCUAG
Molecule: messenger RNA, 951 nt
Organism: Echinops telfairi (small Madagascar hedgehog)
Lineage: Eukaryota; Metazoa; Chordata; Mammalia; Afrosoricida; Tenrecidae
Product: olfactory receptor 1L8-like
Exons: 1
Coding region: 13-951 (312 amino acids)
Biological process (GO): G protein-coupled receptor signaling pathway
Cellular component (GO): membrane
Molecular function (GO): olfactory receptor activity; G protein-coupled receptor activity
Source: RefSeq, a predicted model, not a curated record